Messenger RNA from Didymella exigua CBS 183.55, 879 nucleotides. RefSeq names its product P-loop containing nucleoside triphosphate hydrolase protein. The record is from RefSeq and is a predicted model, not a curated record. The coding region runs from base 1 to 879 and encodes 292 amino acids. Lineage: Eukaryota; Fungi; Ascomycota; Dothideomycetes; Pleosporales; Didymellaceae. Gene Ontology annotation, molecular function: ATP binding; ATP hydrolysis activity. The transcript has 2 exons.
AUGACUACAGACGCGAACGGGCAGAAGUUAGCGCCAUCAAUUGACGUGAAGAAUCUGAGCUAUGCCUUUCCGGAUGGCUCGAGUGGGUUGAAGGAGGUCUUCCUCAACCUGCCUCCUGGCAGUAGAACCCUUCUCAUUGGAGCUAAUGGUGCUGGAAAGACGACUCUUCUGCGCCUACUCUCCGGUAAGCGCAUGGCCCCGGCCGACUCCGUCUCGAUUGCAGGCGUCGACCCUUUCAAAGAGGGUCUCGAAGGCGUCACUUACCUCGGUCUUGAGUGGGUUCUGAACCCCAUCGUCCGCACCGAUAUCGAUGUCGUCACCCUUCUCAACUCCGUCGGUGGCCAGUAUUAUUCCGAGCGCCGUGACGAGCUCGUGCAAGUGCUCGACAUCGACCUCACGUGGCGCAUGCACGCUGUGUCUGACGGCGAGAGGCGAAGAGUGCAGUUGGCAAUGGGUCUGCUGCGACCUUGGACGAUUCUUCUCCUUGACGAGAUCACAGUCGACCUCGAUUUGCUCUCGCGAUCGAACUUUUUGGCCUUCUUGAAGAAGGAGACGGACGAGCGCCCCUGCACAAUCGUAUACGCAACACAUAUUCUGGAUAACCUCGCAACUUGGCCCACACACCUCGUACACAUGUCGCUGGGCAAGGUUAAGAAAUGGGGCAGUGUGGAAGACAUGGGCGUCAAGAGUGAUCCUGAUUCCAGAGUGCUGUCCGGCAACAGCCAGCUUGGUGAGCUCGUGCUCACCUGGCUGCAGGAGGACCUUAACGAGAGAGGUCUCAGGAAUGGCAGGAAUGCUCCUCGUUCUGAAGGCAAGACCUACCAGAACUUAGAAGGCAAAGGCGGAUACGGCGCGGAGAAGAAGGUAGAAAAGGAGUAG